Pundamilia nyererei is the source of this 2922-nucleotide messenger RNA. RefSeq names its product N-alpha-acetyltransferase 30, NatC catalytic subunit (gene naa30). The coding region runs from base 226 to 1374 and encodes 382 amino acids. NCBI's taxonomy places the organism in Eukaryota, Metazoa, Chordata, Actinopteri, Cichliformes, Cichlidae. The record is from RefSeq and is a predicted model, not a curated record. The transcript has 4 exons. Gene Ontology annotation, cellular component: NatC complex. Gene Ontology annotation, biological process: N-terminal peptidyl-methionine acetylation. Gene Ontology annotation, molecular function: protein-N-terminal amino-acid acetyltransferase activity.
UGCCGUUGCAAUGGCGUUUGCUGCGACGGCACUUUGCGGCAGCAGGGAAAUCGAGGAGAAAGCAGCGACAACCAUCGCCAGCGGAAACGUUAUCGCCCCAGAAAACCCUGGAUUUAUGCAAUAUUCGAUGAACUAGCUCGUACAUUGGUUGUAUAUGCCUUCGCCUUGUGGAUGAAAUUGUGUUCAACGUUUUCCAAGUGUCAAUCACCACCUUAAUGCAGUGGGAUGGCCACAGUGCCGCCUGGGCCUAGUAGCGCACUGCCUGCAUCCCCGGCUGAAAUUCCUCUUUUCCCCGCGGCUGGGAUCGCGGAACCGGUGGUGGAAGACGGAGAGCCGGCGUGCCACGGGGAGCAGUGUGUGCCUGCCGGUACAGGGACGAAGUCUCAGUCGGUAAACGAAGUCAAAAGGUCGGUCAAGAAGAAGCAGAAAAACAUGCUAGCGCGAGCUAGCCCGGCGGCGCUUCACCUCAAAAUGCAAGCCCGAGAGCAGCAGCAGUUGAACGGCUUGUCAAGCCCCUCAGAGGACCCUGACAGCCACCAGCACGUAGGAAACCGGCCUGACAAUCCCAGAUCGUCCGUAGACAACUGUGACAACAGCAUUGGCAGCAACGAGGAGGCUUCUGCCGCUAGGAACAAUAGUGAGCACUGCCAACACGAAGGCCACAGCCCCUGUUCCAAAAACGGCAGUCACUCUCCUCAUGGUAACAAUAGCGUGAACGGGAUGCCGGGUUUCACUACAGCUGAGGCGGCCUGCGAAGCGGGGAAAGAGUUGGACCACACGCCGCCCUCUAGACCUUCGAGUGACGAGCAGCCGGACGCAGCUGGGCCCGGCGGUGAGGAGAGCCAGGCUGACCUGCAGCAGCCGCCGGCCGAGGAGCUCGCCCGGCUCGACUUGAGCGAUUCCCCCGGGGAUAACCACGGCAUCCGCUAUGUCCGCUACGAGUCUGAACUUCAGAUGCCGUGGAUCAUGAGACUGAUCACCAAGGACUUAUCUGAGCCUUAUUCAAUUUACACGUACAGGUACUUCAUCCACAACUGGCCGCAGCUCUGCUUUCUGGCCAUGGUGGAGCAGGAGUGUGUCGGAGCCAUUGUAUGUAAGCUUGACAUGCAUAAGAAGAUGUUUCGUCGAGGCUACAUUGCCAUGCUGGCCGUGGAUUCGAAACACAGAAGGAAAAGCAUCGGUACUAAUCUGGUGAAAAAGGCCAUCUAUGCCAUGGUGGAGGGCGACUGCGACGAGGUUGUUUUGGAGACUGAGAUCACCAACAAAUCAGCCCUGAAGCUCUACGAAAACUUGGGUUUUGUCAGAGACAAGCGGCUCUUCAGAUACUACCUGAACGGAGUGGACGCGCUGCGGCUCAAACUGUGGCUCCGCUAGCAGAAAACAGAAGGGACGGGAGGAGGACGGGACAGCAGGUGCUGUUCACCUCGAACACUUAUCAGCUUGACGGCCUCAGCUCUGCCCUGGUCAUUUCACUCUUAUAGUCACACAUACAGACACCUACACACACACACACACACACUUACACAUAUACCUGUGUCCAAGGAGUAUGCACAUAAGUAUGCAUAAAACAAGCAGACACACCCUCCUUUUAUCCUUGACCUCUGAACAAGCGUUUAGGCAGAAAUGGACUGAAAUCCCACCAGGUGUUACACGACGGGGGUCUCCUGCUGCCUUCUGUGACGAGGGCGGGGCGAGUGAGGGUGACCUCAUUGAAUGGGGGACAUUGCAACCUUGGAAGCUCGGGGGCGCCUGUUCGACCAGGUGUGAGGCAGCUCAAGUGAGGAUGUGCAUCCAGACUCCACCCCCUACAAAAAAAUAACAAAACAAAAAGGACAAGGCACCACACCAAAAUCCUGCAGAACCUGGGACAAAGCAGACUUUUAAAAAACACAAGGAAAAAACUUAAAAAAAAAAAAAAUCAUCACCACAUGAAACAAGGAAGUGGAGCGGUAAACACAGACUGGGAAGAUAUUUGUGGAGUUCAUUUUUGUUUUGUUUUCUCUUUUUUAACCUUAUAUGUUGGGCAGGGGGACGGAAAAAGCUAUAGUUUGUGUGUUUGUACCGCCUGGUGUUUUUCAGAAAGCAAGUGGCUUUUGUUUUUUGUUUUUGUCAUUUGCCGUUGGUUUCACUGUGAGCGAGUGAAGAACACGUUUGUAUGAGUGCGCGUGCUUGGUAUGUUUUUGUCUCCCCAUCCUGUCCAGCAGGUGCAGCACCCCCCUCCCCCGUUGCUGCUGCUGCUGCCGCUGCUUCCAUCACCUGCCUCAGCCCCCAGGACUGAAGCCUGUAAAGAUAUGCAUGCUUUUUGUUUCAAUGUGAGUGCGGGAAUAAGAGCUUGUCGAUUAACUCAGACUGAGGCCAAUCCCCAACUCCCUCUUCAAGAAGCCCAUCCUGUGUUUGUGUACGCAUGUUGGCGCAGAGCAGCUGAUUGAAACAAAUCACUCCAUUAGCACCUCAAACUUUGCCCGACUCGUGGACCGUUUUAAGCUUCGGUGUCUUCAUCGUCAAACCUAGACAGGACGUGGGUGAGGAGUUUUUUUUCUGUUUGCUUGUUUUUUUUGCAGAUCAUAACUUAUUUUUUCUCCCCAAAUGCACUGCCAGCUACUGGAAAAUCCCCCCCUCUCAAAACAAAAAGGAGAAUACAGCAUGUUUAAAAGAGACUCCUCACCAAUGAUGGUGUGGUCCGACCUCUCCUCUCCUACUAAUUUGCAAUAUUAGCCUGAAUCUCCUCGUCGUGAGUGCCACUCAAACCUAUCAGCGCCGACAGCCGCGGCCACAGCGAUCUGCCUGCUGAGUGGGCAAACCUCUGCAGCCGCUUCCGGUCCACCAAAGCGCGAGAUCCGAGACAAAGUGUUACGUAUGCUGGAUUCCUGUAUGAGUGUGCUGUGUGCGUGCAAUUUAAAUUAAAAAAAAAAAAAAAAAAAG